GGGGGGGGGGAGAGAACAUCCGACACUUGACGGAAAUGGUCGGACACGCGCCGAGCUGUGCUCGUCAGUGCUGACCCCUGGUCGGGUUUCUUCGUCAUCAUCACUCGGUCCGACUUUGGAGCUGUUUGCGGAUGGCAUUUUGUAAACAGAAACCCUCCCCCCACCAUCACCAACUGGAAGAAGAAGAAGAAGGGGUGUCUUGUCCUCCGGCGCCCAGUCAACGGCCAAUGUGUAAACUCUGCCCGGAAGCUGUCUGACAGAAUGAUCAAUAAAAACACACACGAAGUAAAAAUAAUGAAAUUGUGAAAAAGAAGAAGAAGAAGAGCCGGGAUGGAUGGCGGCCGGAAGAGAAGAGAGUCUUCUAAACAAACAAUUUCCUUGGAAGAAGAAUCAAAGGGAGAAAGAAGAAGAUGGGAAGGAAACUGGAAAUUAAAAUCUAUUGAUCUAUUACGAGGAGAAGGAGGACGGAACUGGAAAGAGAGAAAAUGAUUAAGGCGUCGUUGGGCGUCUUCUUCUUCGAAUCUUCUUCAGCUCUUGAUGUUGUUACCGUUCGUAUCGUCUUCUUUGAUGCUUUGGUCCUGGAUAUCGGAUACAUAUCCUCCGCUAAUGAGAUCUCUUUUCUCUCUCUAGUCGUAUCCAGCCGGCCGGAAUCCCCCCCCCCCUACCAUCCUUUGAAGCCACGUUUCCAAUUUAUCUUUUUUCCCCAAAAAAAAUUCAACUCUAAAAAUAAUGAGACGCCUUUUUCUCCCGUCCAUUUUAUUGGAUGGAUUUUGUUAUUCAGGAACAAGCGGCGGAAUCUAACGGGUUAUAAUGAUCCCGACAAUGUUAUAUAGGAUGGGCGCGGUACGUAGUUGUCUCUCCGCCAUUCACAAUUCACGACUACACACACACGCGCUAGUUUUUUUUCUGUUUAAUGAAUGGCGGCUAAUGGACCGAACGGGGGGGAGCGCCACAUGUUGUUUUUGUUAUUGUCAGUUUUUCGAGAGCUGUGUAGCGGGGAGGAGGACGGACCAGAUGCUUGUUGGCCAAACGCCCAGCCCUGAAUCGAUUCGUCGGGUUAUAACGGCAACCUGUGCUGGGCAGCCUGGAGAGAAAGAACACGCCCCGUGCGAUCUCUUUUGGUGUUCCUGAAUUAGAACACAUUUUUUUCGUUCCCUUUUUUUCUUCUUGUGUGUGGAUUUCGUGACUGUUUAUUCGUUGACUGCGUGUCAGGAGACCCACCCACCCACCGAGAGAGAGAGAAGGAAGGAGAAAGCAGAAAAUGAAAUCAAAGUUAUCGACCGACUUCCGGUGGCGUCGUCGUUUGUCGACGCGACGCCACCGCGCCCUACUUCCGUCUCUCAUCCCCCAUCCAACUUUUGGGUAAUGGACUGAAGGGGGGAGGUGUGGGUGGUGGUGGAUCAGUUAUUUGGUUUUGAGGGGGGGCCCUUUCAUUUUUUGAUUUCCUUUUCAGCUCAUUGGGACGUCAUCGCUGGAAUAGCAAAUUCCUAUCCCCCCCUCUUACAUCGAUGACGUGAAUCGAUUGGCGGAUCGAAUCAGACGAUUCGUGACGUGAUUCUUUUCAUUUCAUCGUGACAAUUCCACCCCUCAAUUGUUUUUCAAACACUAAAAAACGAUCCUGUUUUGUGUGUGCCUGUCGUCACUUGGUAGGGCGACUUACGGCACACGUCACGUCUCGACUCUUUUUCGUACCGAGUCACGAAACAUUUUCUCUCGUGAGUGGAAAAACGGGUGGGCGUUUCGAUCCCCCCCAAAAGAGGAGGCACCGUCCUCUUGCUUCAAAAAUCACAAUGGCGACCGUUUAUUGUGUGACCAGGGCCAUUGGGUUCGUCGUGAGUUAUCAAAGGAACGAACACGAACGCUGGAGGAUCAAGGCCGUGAGCGUCUGAAAACUCAUUUCACGUCUUAAGCUUUUCCGUCUCCCGUAUUGUCUCUGAGGAACGGACGGAAGCAAAAUGGCCGACUGUAGCAUCAACUGGAAAGAAGCGGGAGUAGCGGGAGCGAGUUGCUGCCAGUCGGAUGGAUCUUUCUGUUUUUAGCUGCCUCGGGAUUCUAUUUCGGUCGCCGUAUCAAAAAUCGACGGGUGAAGAAAAAAAAGGAAAAGGAGAGCGGAAGUUGCCUUUCUCUCUCUCCCGCACCCAUCUGCUGCUGCUGCCGGCCCAGCCUCUCUUUUUUUUUUCCAGCUGAAAUUGAAUGGGACGUUGGCAGCCAGGCAGGCAGGGAUUGUCAUGUUCCAAGAUGUUUCCCCCCAUUUUCUACACGCCGGCCAGAAAUAGUCGACUGAAUUGUUGCUCUCACCAGUGAAAUGUUUCGUGGUGGUGGUGGUGGCCAUUGAAGAAGGAGGAGGAGAUUCGCUCAAUGAAAAUGUCGCCGAUGCGCAAAUGAAACUUCCGCCGCUCUGCCUCACGGCCUGCCAACCCAAAAAGUUAUUUAUAAAUCACGAACGGGUUAUGGCCGCGGGAUCGGGUGUAACGAGCCCGCCACUGCCCGCCACCCGAAUUGAAUGGGGCGGCGGCGGCGUCAUUGUUUACCUUUCGGGAGGCACCAGGAGAGAGAAAUGGUCCGGCCGGCCGGCAUUGGGAGUAUACUUUUUUUGGGUUGUUAUUUUGAAUGAUCGCCUCGAUUUUGUUGGUCGAUGAUGAACGGCCGGGCAGAGUCAAAAGACCUUGAGAAGGGCACGGGGCCAAAAUGGGCCGCCCGAAAUGCGUUUUUGUGGGAGAUUGGCGUGACACGAACGGGCUCGUGCCAAGACAUUUGAUGGGUUGUUGUUGUUGUUGUCUUUGGCCUGCGGCGUUUGAGCGCCCAGUUCCGUUUCGCAUCAGCGGGACCCGAUUCAUCUUAUGGGAUGUUGUUGCCCCGGCCAUUUUCGUCUUGUUCCUCCUCCAUCGUUUGACCUUCUUCUUCUUCUCCCGGCCAGAAAUCGAACAAGAUGGACACAACUUUUUGGGUUUUUUCGUCAGGUGACAGGUGUGCCGGACCCGAAAGACUCACACGGCCGCCAACUUCUAUAACCAACACUCACACGGCCGGGUCGCGUUCAACUUUUUCUCUGCAACUUUGGCAAGUUUUUCGGGUACCAGUGGUAUACAUAAACAUGUGGAGACAAGUAUCGUCUUUUUCUUUCUGCUUUCGUGACCUCAAGGGCAUAUCCACCAGACUCAGCUGAGAGAGUUAGGCUCCUCGGCGGCCAGACACCUCGUUGGUCGACGUGUAGCUCCAGGUGAUGGCAACAUGUCUGCUGUUGUUGUUGCCUUUUUUCCUUCCAGCUUGGGCCCUACCUUGUUUCUUUUCUUUCUUUCUCUCUUUCGUGCGGAAUUCUCUUUUGGAAUCUCAUCCCGACCGAGUUUUCACCACCGGUGAAUGAAUGAAUCGACCACCCGACUCACUCACACACGUCCGUAUACAACACGGCGGACCUACUUUUGCAGAUGAGAGUAGAAGAAAUUCUUUUUGAAUUUCCAGCGAAGUCGUUUUGAGGUUUUUCCUUCCGUUUCUUGACCCCGAGUCGAACUCUCGCAGCCCUUCAUUGUGUUUUUAUUUUAUUUUAUCUUUUUAUGUUCACCGUAGAAAUCGAAUAAUAAAAAAGAAGGUGCCGGCGGUGCUGUUUCGGCGUACAACUUUCUCUCUCUCUCCAGCAGCGGUGGCGGCCGUUUUCCACAUAUUUGGCAUUGUGUGUAGGCCGCACCCGUUUGUUGUUGAUGGCAAGUUGUUGGCUGGCUGGCUGGCUGGCCCUUUUUGGGAUCGCGCUGCCAACGUUACGUACGUACGUACGUAGGUGAAGCUCAAAGAAAGAAAGAAAGAAAGAAAGGUGAGGUAGAGAGAGAGUUGAGCCAAGGUUUUUUGUGUGUGUGUGUGUUAUUCACGCACGCCAGAAGGAGGCGGAGCUCGUUUCUUUCGUUGGGAGAAUCGGGGAAGGGGGGCGCCAGACAGCGGGACCCGACCCCGAGCCAGGCGACCGGGACCGACGGGAGAGACCCGCAGCGGCAGCGGUGGCGCGACGCUCAGUCAACUUGCAAGAGCUGAGAGAUGUGGAUGCAGUGCGGUCGACGGGUCCCACCUCCACCAAAGGACUCGACCCUUUUCGACUUGUUCAUUUCUCUCUCAUCAACACCGACGAUAUAACAGGGAAAUUCUCAACCCAACCAAAACUAAACUACAAGUUUAAUUCACGUUCGUCUUGGUGCUGUGUGUGUCUGUGGGUGUGUGUGGUGUCCUGGAAUGGAGGGAUUAAAGUUGCAUGUGAGUUUGGUUCAUUGGCUCUUGACAGUGUCGCCACCUUGACAUCCCACCCUCCAAAAAUAAAUCGGAUAUUAUUAUUCACUUCUGCCGGAGAGAAAUUCAAUCGUGGUUAACCCUCUUUGCUUCCGGCCGGAAGGAUUACAGCCGCCGCCGCUUCUUCUUCUUCUUUUUCUCUGAAUGAAAUUUUCGUGUGUCGCCGGAAUGACAACGACGACGACGACGACGUUCGUGAUGAUUGGGACGAUUGGAUUGGAUUUCAUUAGCGUCGUCGGGAUUAUGCAAAUUGCUGGAGCUAUUUGGAGGAGCAGAGAGUCGAACCAGCACCGGAACUUGGGACGUUGACAUCCGGGCUCUUCUUCUUGUGAAUGACAAAACGCAGGGGAACCCGCACGUGGUGUCUGUGUGGGUGGCAGCAGCAGUAACGGCAGGAGACUGGGCGGAAUUUCGAUACCGGAGGGGAAAUAAUAAAUAAAUAGUCAAUCACUUUUAUCUCUCCCCCAUAAUCUUCUAAUGCGAUUAAAAGCCCCAAAAGUUUCCCGUCGUUUGGUGGGUGGAACUGUGUGGUGGUGGUGGUGCCCCGAAAAACCGGAAGUGACCCUUGAAAUAGAAAGAAAAACAACAAGAUCCAGCGGAUCGAAUUUCACCCGUGACGGCGGUUGGGUUCUAUUGACUCGUCUCCGAUAGGAUCGCAUUUGACGGAGACAUUCGACGUGAUGGCCGCAACCGAUUGGAAAUUCGGAUGAGAGCCGGAAGCAAAAAGAAAAAGCGGAAGAGAAGAAGAAGAGGAAGAAGACGAAGAAGAAGAAGAAGAAAAAGUGUCUUUUUUGAUCAAGUUGUUGAAGGCGAAUUUUCUUUCAAUUUAUUUCGGCCAGUGUUGUGUGUCUGACGUGUGUGUGUGGGUGUGUGUGUGUGUGCGGAGUGAAGGAGAAGAAGAAGAAGCGGAGAUGGUCCGACUUUUUCUCGUACCUGGUUGGUGUUGUUGUCGUUUAUUGGUUCCCGAUGGAAAUGGGCCGCCACCGUAUUGGCCGUUUGAUACUUGAACGAUCGACGUCGUCAGGUCAGCGGCGGCAGUGGCUCCUUUGAGAUUCGCUCCCGCCAGAAAAAGAAAAAAAAACGAAAUUUUUGGGCCGUUUGGUGCGUGUGAAAUAUGACGACGCAAGAUUGGACUAGAAUGUUGAAAAGCUUCCGCACCAAAACGUACCGCAAUCUCCCGACGACGGUUGACGACCACCACAAGGCCGGAUCGGCCGGAUCUCCUUUGAAUGACACCCGAUCGUCGUCGGUUGGAUUGUGCCACCACGACGGUGGCGGCCAAGACGCUGAUGACGGCCACUGUCGUUUAGGUCCGCCAGCAGACCUCAGCAAAACAACAACAACCUCCUCGGACCCCAUCAAGAAAGGGACGCUGUUGUUGGCGACGGACUGGACGUACAGUCAGCGACUGACGCCGCACCGGCCAAGGAUCGGCUGCGGAGGGAAAAGUGGCGGCUGCAGCAGCAGCAGAGAGGCGGAAGGAGAGGAGGAAGAAGAUAAGCCGCUAGCGGUGAGAGGUCGCAGCGCCUCUGAGCCGUCGUUCCUUUCGGCCAGCCGAGCCGUUAAAGUCCUCCGCGUUGCUUCGCCCGCCAACAGCCCAUCGUCAUACACACCACCAGCCGUCAAAGAGAUCAGCAGCAUUACGGGGCUGCAACAGCAAAUCAAGGCGGCCUUUGGCCGUUGGCGAAAAAGAGGAACUCCGUCGUCGCCGUCUUCUUCAUCCGCAUUCGAGGAGGAGGUGGGCAGCGGCGGUGGUCCCAUCCGCGAGGACUGCUUCGACCAUCCGCUCAACGUCCGGCUCUCGGCCCAGAGUCAGACUUUUUCGCAUCCGCAUCGGCUGACCGUUUUCCCGCCUUUCCCUUCCGGAAGCGGAGCCUCACCCUCCUCCGCCAACGUUUCCCCGGCUAGAACCAACAAAUCAUCCGCCUCCCCUUCCAACCCUACCGGCGCCGGCGGCAGCAGCUCCAAAUCCAGCGGAGGCAGCCACCCCUUUUCCUUCGUGCGCGGAUUACGCAAGAGGCGCGCAGGCAGGGAAGGCUCCGAGUCGACAUCCACAAAUCAACAGCACCGCAACCUGUCGGAUCUCUGCUCGGAUCGCAUCCGAUCGCGCACGGCCGGCGACAGCGGCUGGCCCAAUUGCUCCAGCCGUUUGGGCGGCGGACAGGAUCAUUUCGGAUCCUUUGGACCCUUGACGUCCAAAUCCAGGAGCGAUCACAGUUUGCACCGAAUCCUCAAAGAAGACAAUACCUGGACCGUUUUCGCCACUCUCCGGCCGCCUUCCGAUAAAGGAGGUUCGUUAUCCAAAGGUUCGACGGCCUGGACGUUUGGACUUUUUAGCGACUCUCCGUCUCAUUCGUCGUCGUCGCACCAGCAGCGACGCCAGGCGUCGUCAUCGUCUUCGGUCGCCAAAUCCACCAAGAGCAAAGCGGCUUCCGUUGCUCCGUCGCCGGAACUGCUCCACCGUUCCUUCACCCCUUCCUGCUUCCCUCCCGGCCAUCCACUUGGCCUCCACCUACCGUCUUCUACCGGUGGCGGAUUUUUCGGCCGCAACGAGAGGAGGACCCGGUCGCUCGAGCGGUGCUCGCAGCAGCGCGUCAGGAGCUCAGGCGCUCCUGGACUCUCGUCUAAUUCAGGUGCUGGCGGCUACGGUUCGUCGACUGCUCCGGCCAAACCCCCGCCACCCAUCCCGUCUCGGGUCCGCUCACGUUCACUCGAGAAAAACUACCAAAUCUCGACGACCACGCCCCACGUCCAGAGGCAGAGCGUAGCAACAACAACCACCGGCCCAGCAACAACAGCAACAACUGUGACCAACAACUCGGCGACAAGUGGUGGUUCGGCGCCGGCUGCCAACAACUCUACUCCGCUCCUGCCCAUCCGGCGGAAUAACGUGCCCCCGGAAGUCUUGGCCACUUGGUGCACCUUCAACGAAGCUUUUGGAGGCGGACGGCCCAAACAGCAGCACCGCAUUCCGGCCGAGCCUUUGACGGUCAGCGACGAACGUGAUUCGCCCGGCUCGCCCGUCUUUGAGGAACUUUUCCUUCCACCGCCGCAGAAAUUUGCGGCCGCCCCUCAUCCGCCCAUCGCCAACCCGACGGUGGCCGAGCUCAUCAACAACAACAACAACAACAAUAAGCGCAACAGCGUGGGAGCGAGUAGUUGUUGCUGUUGCAGCAGUUGCAGCGGCGGCCACAGCAGCGCCGGUGUCAGUUGCAGCUCGAAAUCGACGCCCAGGUCGUCGCCCGUCCCGCCACCACCGCCACACCUGCCCGAAACGGUCCUGUACGGGACGCGGGAGGCGCCCGUCUUGGAGCGUCACUGCGUUGAAGGCGGCGAGUUCAUCAUCGCCUGGCUCUCGCAUUCCAACGGUUCGUCCAGCCACAGCAGCAACGCAUCGGCCGGCCAUCACCGAGUCGGAGCCGCCGCCCUUGUGCCUCCUCCGGCCCUACCUGUCCCUUUGCAUCCGGCGGCAGUUGUUGCCGGCAACAACGAAAUGCAAUCGUCAACUUCGUCUGCCAACUCGGCGGGAGCUGCUGCUGCUGGCAAUCAGGGCAGCAGCCUGGCCGCCGCUGGCGGAAGCAACAACAGCAGCAACCGGAGUUUCAUCAACAAACCGGCGCGCGGAUGGCUCCAUUCUGACGUUGUGAUUGUCCGCGAGGGGAUUACCUACUUUGUCCGAUAUAUCGGAUGCCUGGAAGUCAACACGUCCAUGAAGAGCCUGGAUUUCGACACUCGCUCACAAAUUGCCAAGGAAUGCAUCAACAUUGUUUGCGAAACAGCCGGACUCAAAACGGUCGACAAAAAGCGGAAGGUCGACCGGCGAAUCCAGCGGAUCCUGGGAGACGCCCCUCACAUGGAACACGCUGGCAGCGACGUUGCCUUGACCAUCAGCAGCGGAUGUUUGAGGAUCAGCACGCUGGAGGGAAGCACAGUCGUCGCUUGUCACGACAUGCCCAACAUUUCCUUCGCUUCCGGCGGAGAUCCCGAUACCCUGGAUUUCGUCGCCUACGUGGCCAAAGACAAUGUGCACGGCCGAGCUUGUUACGUCCUCGAAUGCGGAGGUGGAUUGGCGCAGGACGUCAUCACAACCAUCGGUCAAGCGUUCGAACUGCGUUUCAAGGAAUACCUGAAGCGGACGCCGCGUCCAGCUGCCAACGCCGCUGAGUCCGUUCUCGAUGGACGCGAUCUUGUCGCUGGUGGACACGUCACCGCCACCGGAGUUGCUGCUGCUGCGGCUGCUCCUCCUUCCUGGUCACCGGACGACCCCGAGUAUUACAACGAUUUGCCCGGUAAAGUACCGCCGGAUGUGGGGCCACCGCCAGUUCCGCCACUUCCCAAUUACCAGGCGCCGUUGGGAGGAGGAGGACCUGUCGUCGUGGCGUCAUCGUCCGCUGGAUCCAGCGCAACGGCUGGAUCGUUGAAGAAGAUUCACCAAGCCAACGAUCGUCAAGCACGUCACACGGUUGACCUUUCCGACAACUUGAUCGAUUUGAAUGCCGACGUGUCGUCAAUGGGCGGCGGUGGCGGCCGGCUGGAGAGUACCGCCGCUGGAUCAAAUGGCGGUGGUGGCGCUGCUGCUGCCGCUGCGUCGUCGUCGUCGACGGCGUCUCUGUCGCCUUUCCCUGAUCACGAAUACGUCAACGGGAUCAUGGGAUCGAGCAGCGAUUUCAAAAACGCGCCCGUCAGCAAAGAUCCAUUCGAUAUGCAUCCGUUCUCGGCCGCCCUGCCCUCGCCGCUGCCGUCGGCUCUACUGGCGCCCAAUGCGGCGAGUCUGGCCGCUGCUUCCGGACGCGGCCCCGUUGUCACCCUCCAGCGAGGAGGAACCAAAGCCGGAAAAGUAAGCCGCGUAAGCCCACUCGAGGCUCAAUUGCUCCAGGAGAUUUGGUUCCACGGGCCCAUCAGUCGCAAAGAAGCCGAGGAUCUUUUGAAACAAGACGGAGAUUUCUUGGUUCGUGAGUCGCAGGGCUCUCAGGGCCAGUACGUGCUGACGGGAAUGCAAUCCGGCCACCACAAGCAUUUGCUCUUGGUCGAUCCUGAAGGCGUUGUCCGCACUAAAGACAGAACGUUUGAGAGCGUGAGCCAUUUGAUCAACUUCCACCGGAAUAACGUCCUGCCCAUCAUUUCGGCCGAGAGUGUUUUACUACUCAAGAGACCCGUUGCGCGUUCGCAUCACUCGUGAAAAAUGGACGUUCUUUCUUUUGUUGUCGCCACCAACCUCAUCCAACCAUUCGUUUCUUUUUUUCUUCUCCUUCCGCUUUCAACUUAAUUCCAGCACCGAGUCCCGUCGUCGUGUGCCCAGCAUAAUCUAAUUUCUCCCGAGCAAACGUCAAAUCGU
Daphnia pulex (common water flea) is the source of this 9607-nucleotide messenger RNA. RefSeq lists its product as uncharacterized. Lineage: Eukaryota; Metazoa; Arthropoda; Branchiopoda; Diplostraca; Daphniidae. The coding region runs from base 5387 to 9451 and encodes 1354 amino acids. The record is from RefSeq and is a predicted model, not a curated record. Gene Ontology annotation, molecular function: receptor tyrosine kinase binding. Gene Ontology annotation, biological process: intracellular signal transduction; cell surface receptor protein tyrosine kinase signaling pathway. The transcript has 12 exons. Gene Ontology annotation, cellular component: plasma membrane.